CUUCAUUAUUUUCUUUAAAAACGCGGAAGCCCGGUGACUGGAGUAGGCGAAGCAGGGAGCAAUGUCGCCACCGACGAAGAAAGAGAGGGCGGCAGAGGCCAGGGCGAGCUCGUCAAAACCGAUCGUCUCGGCGGCUCCCCAGGUUCAGCGGCGGAGGGUGGGUGGAGGCGGGUGGACGAGCCGCCGGAUAUCCUUCUACGCCUCCCGCGUCUACUUCCUGCUCAUCAUCCUCCAGAUCCCGCUCUUCAGGGUCCCUUGUAGAGCAGGCACAUGCACUACACCUAUUCAAAUUACAUCUUCACAGUUGGUCUCAAAUGAGAUAUUCCCACCAUCUGUUGUGAAGGCCAUGCUCUACCCUGGAGCUAUAGUGCGCAACCUCACUACAAGAAUGAGCAUGACAUUUCCAAGGUGGAGUGACCUGUUCGACAUAUACAAUCUGACAGAAGCUAAGAAUGCUUCAGCAGUAAUUGAUCUACAGCGUCUAGAGAUGCUUGCCGGAAGCUACUUCUGUGUUGCUGGAGCACUCGUUGGCAUCAUUAACCCUGGGAGGAUGAUCUUGUUUGGUACGCUUUUGGUUAUCUGGGGUCUCGUGAAAGAUGCGCUCUUCCGGAAGCCUGUGAUUAAUGAUCCAACAGAACCAGUAUAUGUCUAUCCUACCAUUUUGAUUGCACUGAUUUGUUCAUUCAUGUCAAUAACUUACAAUGUGAAGAAGGCGAUGAGCAGCCAGUCUGUUUCUAUCUCUAAGCCACUGCAAAGUUCUGCCAAGUCAAAACUGAAGUAGGAUAUUGUCAGUUUGUCAGCCUUUGUCGAUGUAGUUCAUCUCCAUCUCUGAUUUGCUGAACUACUCAAGACUGAUUAUGGUUCUCAUGUAUCACUAAUACUGUAACCAUUAAUUUUUCUCACUUAUAUCGAAGUCUCACACUAUAUAUAAUUUUGAUUCAUGCAAUUUCAUGUCU
Molecule: messenger RNA, 956 nt
Organism: Triticum dicoccoides
Lineage: Eukaryota; Viridiplantae; Streptophyta; Magnoliopsida; Poales; Poaceae
Exons: 3
Coding region: 62-781 (239 amino acids)
Source: RefSeq, a predicted model, not a curated record